Messenger RNA from Hippopotamus amphibius kiboko, 2705 nucleotides. It is a transcript of the gene STK24, whose product is annotated as serine/threonine kinase 24. The transcript has 11 exons. Gene Ontology annotation, molecular function: ATP binding; protein kinase activity. The record is from RefSeq and is a predicted model, not a curated record. NCBI's taxonomy places the organism in Eukaryota, Metazoa, Chordata, Mammalia, Artiodactyla, Hippopotamidae. Bases 388 to 1689 code for a protein of 433 amino acids. Gene Ontology annotation, biological process: protein phosphorylation.
GGCGCUCGCGGGCUCGGCCGGCGGUGCGCGCCCACUCCGGCUCCAGGCGGCCAGCGCGCGGGACCAGGCCGCCGGGUUCCGGCCCGGCAGCGGCAGUAGCGGUAGCGGCGGCCGCCUGCGGGGAGGCCCCGCGCUCCUCCUGGUCCCUCCCCGGCGCGGUGCAUGGAGACGAGGCCCGCCGCGCGCCCCUGAGCCCGCCGCCCGGCCCGGGACCCGCGGGGGCUGGGGUGGCCUCGGGCUCCGGCCGGCCCCGCCGCAGCCGCACUCGGGCUUGGCCGGCCGCCCCCCCCGCCGCCCGAGGGCUGCGCGCGGCCCGCGGGCCUCGUCGCCCGCGCGGAUCGCCGCGGCCCGGCCGUCCCGUCCCAAGAAGCGGCCGUCCUGACCGCCAUGGCUCACUCCCCGGUGCAGUCGGGCCUGCCCGGCAUGCAGAACCUAAAAGCAGACCCAGAAGAGCUUUUUACCAAACUGGAGAAAAUCGGGAAGGGCUCUUUCGGCGAGGUGUUCAAAGGCAUUGACAAUCGGACUCAGAAGGUGGUCGCCAUAAAGAUCAUCGACCUGGAGGAGGCUGAGGACGAGAUCGAGGACAUCCAGCAGGAGAUCACGGUGCUGAGCCAGUGCGACAGCCCCUAUGUCACGAAGUACUAUGGGUCCUACCUGAAGGACACUAAAUUAUGGAUAAUAAUGGAAUAUCUGGGUGGAGGCUCUGCACUGGACCUAUUAGAACCUGGCCCUUUAGAUGAAACCCAGAUCGCUACUAUAUUAAGAGAAAUUCUGAAAGGACUUGAUUAUUUGCAUUCGGAGAAGAAAAUUCACAGAGAUAUUAAAGCUGCCAACGUCCUGCUCUCCGAACACGGAGAGGUGAAGCUGGCGGAUUUUGGAGUGGCGGGCCAGCUGACAGACACCCAGAUAAAGAGAAACACCUUCGUGGGCACCCCUUUCUGGAUGGCGCCCGAGGUCAUCAAGCAGUCGGCCUACGACUCAAAGGCGGACAUCUGGUCCCUGGGCAUCACGGCGAUCGAGCUUGCCAAAGGGGAGCCGCCUCACUCCGAGCUGCAUCCCAUGAAGGUCUUAUUCCUCAUUCCAAAGAACAACCCUCCGACGCUGGAGGGAAACUACAGCAAACCCCUCAAGGAGUUCGUGGAGGCCUGUUUGAAUAAGGAGCCGAGCUUUAGACCCACUGCUAAGGAGUUACUGAAGCACAAGUUCAUAAUCCGCAAUGCAAAGAAAACCUCCUACCUGACUGAGCUCAUCGACAGGUACAAGAGGUGGAAGGCCGAACAGAGCCACGAAGACUCCAGCUCCGAGGACUCAGACACGGAAACGGACACGGACGGCCAAGCAUCCGGAGGCAGCGACUCGGGAGACUGGAUCUUCACGAUCCGGGAGAAGGAUCCAAAGAGUCUUGAGAAUGGAGCCCUUCAGCCGUCAGAUCUAGAAAGAAACAAGAUGAAAGACAUCCCAAAGAGGCCUUUCUCUCAGUGUUUAUCUACAAUUAUUUCUCCGCUGUUUGCAGAGCUGAAGGAGAAGAGCCAGGCGUGCGGAGGCAACCUGGGGUCCAUCGAGGAGCUGCGGGGGGCCAUCUACCUGGCGGAGGAGGCCUGCCCCGGCAUCUCGGACACCAUGGUGGCCCAGCUCGUGCAGCGGCUGCAGAGGUACUCUCUAAGUGGCGGAGGAACUGCACCCCGCUGAAAUCCCUUUGGCGUUGGGGGUUUUGUUUUUCCUUUCUUCCUUCUUCAUCCUCCUCCUUUUUCAAAGUCAACGAGAGCCUUUGCUGACUCCGCUGAAGGGGGGGUGCGCCAUCGGGGGGCCGUCCCCCCAGCGACAUCACCUGCCCAGGACCACAUGGGCCUUCCUCGCUGGCCUGGGCCUGAUGACGUCUCCAGAUGGGGUGGGGGGUGGGGCAGCUCCUUCAAGCGAUUGUUUUACUUUAUUACUCUUGUUUUUAAUUUUAACCGUAGUGCACAUACCAAGGAAAGUGUCUUUAAAAACAAAAAUAAACCCUGAAAUGUAUAUUUGGGAAUAUGAUAAAGCGACUGAAGAAAUGAAACCUCAGGUAUCCUGCUUUACGUCAAUAACUCCUCCCCGGGAGACGGAGAACCGCUCUGGUGGAUCAGUGUACAGAUUUGUAUAUAGCGUCAUUUUUACGGAAACCCUUUGGGCGUGCGUAGAAAUCACUGUGUGCACAUUGGCCAAGUGCUUCUGUAGAUACUGUCCGUGGAGUAAAUAUUUGACAGGCCAUAACUUGAGUCUAUUGCCUUGCCUUUAUUACUUGUAAAUUUUGAUUCUGUGACCAGUGAUUUGGGUUUUAUUUUGUAUUUGCAGGGUUUGCCCUUAAUAAUAAUUACUGCCCCUCUUGUGGAACACUCCUGUAUUUGUACCUCAGCAAAUGCAAAUAUUCCUCUUGUUUGCCCUACAACCUUUUUGGUACACUUAGAAGUUGAUUUCCUUUUUCAUUGACGGUACUAUUUUCUUAGUGUUUUAAAUUGGAACAUAUCUUGCCUCAUGAAGCUUUAAAUUAUUACUUUAAGUUUCUCCCCGAUGACGUGAUCUCGUCUCGCGUGCGUGCCCUGGCAGCCCCGCGCCCGCUGUGCCGUCCUUCCAGUAGGGUUUUCUGUUGCAUCUUGUAGUGAAACCUGCAUAUCAUUUUUCCCACCUAAACGUGUCCGAAUGCUUACACGAAUAAAUUUUAUAACACGGAUUUUGCA